Pichia kudriavzevii is the source of this 459-nucleotide messenger RNA. RefSeq lists its product as uncharacterized. The coding region runs from base 1 to 459 and encodes 152 amino acids. The transcript has a single exon. The record is from RefSeq and is a predicted model, not a curated record. Lineage: Eukaryota; Fungi; Ascomycota; Pichiomycetes; Pichiales; Pichiaceae.
AUGAAUUUGCCACUUGCUAACGAAAUAAGAAAACUAACCGCGUGCAUGUUUUUCUUUGAUACGCCAUCUGUUUACAAGAUGAACAAACUUAAUUAUUUUCCUCUUUGUUCAUAUGGAAACAUUCAGUGGUUGGCUGAAUUUACAAUGGGUAGAGAACAGACUUCGAAGAGCAAAAUACAACCCAAGGCUUUUACGAGCAAACAAAAGGAGAAAAUUAUCAAGCGGUUUAACUCUGAAAUGCAACAACGUGAAGAUGAGUUCAAGGCAAACGUGGACAAAGAGAUCAGUUUACUUCGGCUCAAAUUUAAGAAUCGGCUGAACAAGAUACUUCGCAAGUUUUGGGAUGUCAAAAUAGAAGACAUUUUGAAUGUCGAGAGAGAGUUGCAUGAUGAAGCUCCCCUUACUUUACUAAACGUCAUUAAGCAACUCGAAGCUUCAAAAACCGAUCACAGUACUUGA